GUCUGCUGUCCCAGCAAGCACAGCCUCCGCUCCUGCUCGGCUGAACCGGCGGAAGAUGGGAGCUCCGGGCGCCCGGCGCGGCCUGGAGUGGCUGCUGGGCCUCUACUUCCUCUUGCACAUCUCCAUCACCCUGCUCAUGGACCUGCAGGUGGUGCUGCCUCGCGAACUCUACCCAGUCGAGUUGAGACGCCUGUUCAAGUGGUAUACUAAGGAGUUCAAAGACCCGCUGAUACAAGACCCUCCAGCGUGGUUUAAGUCCUUCCUGUUUUGCGAGUUUGUGUUUCAGCUGCCUUUCUUUCCCAUUGCAACAUAUGCCUUCUUCAAAGGAGGCUGCAAGUGGAUCCGCACCCCUGCAAUCGUCUACUCAGUUCAUGCCAUGACAACUGUAAUUCCAAUUCUCUUCACAUUUCUAUUUGAGGAUUUCUCCAAAGCCAGUGGCUUCAAAGGACAAGGACCUCAGACUUUCCAGGAACGAAUAACCCUCGUAUCUGUCUAUGCCCCCUUCCUUCUCAUCCCUCUUCUGCUUCUACUUUUCAUGUUGCGGAGUCCCUACUAUAAGUAUGAAGAGAAAAGAAAGAAAAAAUGAAAGAAACAGCCACUGUCCCAGGGGAGAGAUGCCCACAGGGGAGUUUCCUACUGGACUCAGUACAAGGAAAACUGCUCAGAACCUAUUUCUUCAGUAGCAUUUGAAACACACCAGCAGCAACAUAAGAGCAAGACUGGCAGGAGCCUCAUCAGACCCUCACCUUGCAAGGACACCUGCGACCAGUCACCUGAAGAGGGACAGUGGGUGGGCCAGGGCACAGGGAAGUGCCAAAUACCUCACUGUAACCCCAGGCUCUGCUACAGGAUUACUAAGAGCAGGACAGAAUAGAAACGAUAAACUUCCAGGAAACAGCCUGCUUGGCGUGUUCACUGUCACAUGACCCACUACAUACAUGCAAUGAAGCCCUUGGUCAUGAUUCCCUGCAGUACAUCACUAGGCACAAAGUGCAUAGUGGGAUAUUGCAGGCCGUUUUUAAGUGUGAAAUUAUGCGUCCUUAAUAUUCAUUAAAAAUUAUCAUGUUUUCUUGCCCCCAACCUCUGAAGGAAAAACCAGAAAAUGUGCAAGAGGCUUAAACUUAGUUUUUUUUAAGAUUCAGCCCUAGCAUGACUUCCAGUCAGAAAAGGGUUAAGAGGGAAGGUGUUUUGUUUCCAUCUUAAACAGGUCAUCCCAAGAAAAGAGAUGUUUUUAAGUCUUCUUGUUUAUCUUUUCCAAACCUUAGUUGUCUACAUUCCUACAGACCCUCUUAACAUAGUCCCUUUACUCUGAGGCCUGGUGUCUCCAGCCUGAUCUGGAAGUGUGCUUCCUCCUGGAUGACUUCACCCUUCCUAAUUGUUUCAUCAUUCCUUCUUCCUGGCUUGUUCUCAACUGAAGUGGCGGGGGGUGGCCAGGCAUGACACGUCUGAUGUGCAUAGAGGGUCUCUUCACUUUAGUACCGGGUGUUCCAUUAGCUUUCUCUAAAUUUGUACUUAGGACUAACUAAAAAAAAAUUGUGAACACACAUGAAAAAUGGUAGAAACUGGUCCCAGUUUCCUCUUUUUGCCUGUUUUGCUCACAAGCUAUAAUGGUCUGAUGGUUGGGAGUACCAUCUAACUUGUGUGUCUGAUCCAAAUAAAGGUAGCUGCUGA
Molecule: messenger RNA, 1671 nt
Organism: Manis javanica (Malayan pangolin)
Lineage: Eukaryota; Metazoa; Chordata; Mammalia; Pholidota; Manidae
Gene: TMEM97
Product: transmembrane protein 97
Cellular component (GO): endoplasmic reticulum
Source: RefSeq, a predicted model, not a curated record